AUGGCUACUAGUGAUCUGAAUCAGUUUCUGGAAAAUGUUAAUGAGAAGGUCCUAGAGUGUACCAUCUGCUUUAAGAGACUUCAAAAUCCUAAAUCCCUCAACUGCCUUCAUAGUUUCUGUUUGGCAUGUCUAGAAGACUGGGUUAAAACUAAGGGAAAGCUGAUUUGUCCAACUUGCUCAAAAUCAUAUCCCAUUCCAGAGGGCGGACUUCAGAAGCUUCCACCAAAUACAUUUAUAAAUAACUUAUUAGAAACUAUUGAACAAUUUUCUGGAAAAGAUCAGAUAAAAUGUGCUUGUAAAAAAAGAGAAUCAGCAAUAUAUUACUGCCAGGAUUGCAGACAGUACUUGUGUUUGACUGGUAGUGAAUAUCAUAAUGAAUUUCGGCUCUUUGCAAACCACAAGUUACAUUCAAUGGAAGAUGUGCGAUCAAUGAGCCCUUCACAGAUGACGUUACUUCAUCCACCACAGUGUUUGCAGCAUAACAAACCCUUAGAGUUUUAUUGCACAGAGUGUAAAACACCAAUAUGCAUGCAUUGCACAAUUACUGACCACAAUGCAUGGGAAGGAAAUCACAAACCAAUCAGCAUUUCUAAAGCAUUUCAGACAUUUAAAGAAACUUCCGAAGCAUUACAGAAAUCUGCCUAUGACUAA
Messenger RNA from Anneissia japonica, 651 nucleotides. RefSeq names its product E3 ubiquitin-protein ligase TRIM56-like. NCBI's taxonomy places the organism in Eukaryota, Metazoa, Echinodermata, Crinoidea, Comatulida, Comatulidae. Bases 1 to 651 code for a protein of 216 amino acids. The record is from RefSeq and is a predicted model, not a curated record. Gene Ontology annotation, biological process: positive regulation of DNA-templated transcription. The transcript has a single exon. Gene Ontology annotation, cellular component: chromatin; nucleoplasm. Gene Ontology annotation, molecular function: ubiquitin-protein transferase activity; zinc ion binding.